AUUUAUUGACAAAAGGUGGGGCCACUCAUUAGUGACCAAUUACUCCCGUUGCCAUGGGCAGUCCACAGCGAAACCUUGCACGAGAUUCCCCUUCUCAGCUAAUAUAACAGCUGAUUUUACGUAUGUCUAAGCAUCCUGAAUUUAAUGUGUGAUAUCUAUUCCGUCUUUUCCUCAGCUCACAAUUGGAGGCAUUAGGAGCAUACUCGUAUUCUCUUCACACUAUGGCCUCGAACAUGAGUGAUCCGCUGGCAGGACUUAUCCCUCCCCCAAAUGAGGUCAACAACGCCCACAAAGUACAUUCUGUCGCCAUUUCUUGCAUUUUAUUGUGCGUUAUCGCCAGUCUGACAGUAUUCGCCCGCCUAUCCGUGAGAAUCUCGAGCGAAAGAUUAGGCUUUGAUGACUAUGCCAUUAUUCCUGGAACGGUAAAGAAACCCAGCUUCUCUUCCUAUUCCUUCACUAACCACUGAGUUUGAGUAGUUACUGUUCAUCGGCUGGACAGUUCUGGCUGCCUAUGUGAACCUCAAUGCUGGAGUUGGGAAACCGCUAUGGGAGAUCACAAUUGCUGAGUAUUCGCUGUGGUACAAAGUAGGCCGCGCUCUUUCUUUGUUUUGCUUAAGAUUGAUUUUGCUCAAGAACUUAACUAUCGUUAGGGAGUCGUUGUCUCCAUGUGGUUGUAUCCGAUCAUGUCGGCAGCGAUCCGGGUGUCAAUUCUGUGUUUUUACUACCGAAUCUUCGUAACUGGAAACUCGAAACUGAAACUACCCCUACAAAUCCUUCUGGCGACUCAAUUUCUCUAUAUUUUUGUUUUCUCAAUCACUCCAGCCUUUGUGUGCAAACCUUACCAUUUUGCCUGGGAUCCGCUAAAGCAUGUACUGCAUUGCGAUGACUGGUACUAUUACCGCACCCAAGUAGGGCUGUACAGCGUUAGUAUUGCGCUCGAUGCGAUUCUGUUCGCGCUGCCUAUAGUACCACUUUGGAAGCUUAAAAUGCCAACGAAAAAACGCAUUGGGCUGAUUGUAAUAUUUUUGCUCGGCGCCAGGUAAGUACGACGUUUCAGUUAACACUUUCAAAUAGCAAAGUACUGACAUUUGAUUGAAGUUCAUGCAUCGCAGCUUCAUACAAACUCGGUAUAUUCGUGAACCAGAUGCACUUCUACGUGCCCACAAACGCGACGUGUAAGUUCGAUUUUCUUCCUACCCUCGAUUUCACCCAGACUAACACCUUCGAGGGCUUCAACACAUGAUGUCCCGAUUUAUUCCCGGUCAGUGGGACAAGUAUGGAUUGACCUUCUGGAUCCCAAGUCAGGUCGAGCCGACUGUUGCGCUCAUUGGAACUUCCCUUCCAGCAUUGGGGAACCUGUGGACACAAACCUCACAGCAGAUCUCGGAGCGUUGGAGCAAACUCACCACCUUGAGUGGUUCGAAAACGAGCAAAGAACAAAACAGCGGUGGUUCACACAACAAAGCGUGGGCUAGCGCUGGAAAGUUUGGAUUUCGUGGUCUUGCUGGUUCCGAAGUGGAACUAGUCCAGGGCACGAAUUCUAAUUUCAAGCCAACGAGUACAGUAAAGGCGUGAAGUUUCGGUUUUGGAGUGUUGCUCCAUGUGAUUCCUCGCUUCUCAUGUAAGUCACGCCGGUCCCCUUUUGUAUUCGAAUUGACCUUUACUUAUUUUAGUAUCAGGGGUUCAGAAGCAAGAUUCAGCAUAUCACGAGGCUCAUUCGUGCUCUACGUGUCGA
Molecule: messenger RNA, 1735 nt
Organism: Hymenoscyphus albidus
Lineage: Eukaryota; Fungi; Ascomycota; Leotiomycetes; Helotiales; Helotiaceae
Source: the annotation of a GenBank genome assembly